This is a messenger RNA of Anopheles marshallii, 1272 nucleotides long. RefSeq lists its product as uncharacterized. Bases 1 to 1272 code for a protein of 423 amino acids. Lineage: Eukaryota; Metazoa; Arthropoda; Insecta; Diptera; Culicidae. The transcript is spliced from 3 exons. The record is from RefSeq and is a predicted model, not a curated record.
AUGGAAGUAAAGCGAUAUCAGCUAUCCAUCGAUGAUUGUUGUAUGAUCGUCAAAGCUGACCGAGAAAUAGGCGCUGAAGUAUUGAAAGUGAUCAAGUGGGAACUGGAGCAAGUACCGGGUCAACCGGGAUAUCUGGGAGAAUAUUACUAUCUGACUAUCUAUUAUAAAACAGUACAUGAAAGCAUCAUGUGCGGCAGAUAUUUUAUGAAAUCGCUUCCGUACCACGAUUCAGUGCUAACGAAAGCCGUCGAAGAGUGGGGUGUAUUUCGCAAGGAAGCCGAAUUAUACUGUGAGCUUUUUAACAAAUUUGAACGGAACGCAAGCAAAGUGAACAAAUGGGCGCCGGACUGUCUGCUGGCGCGAAAUCAUUUGCUCGUAAUGGAAGAUCUAACGCGUGCGGGAUAUCGGACUACGGAAUUCCCACACAAUUCCCUCAAUGAGCAACACAUGCAGCUAGUGUUCGAUCGGCUAGCGCAGAUGCACGCCUGUUCGUUACAUUUUGAAGCUAAUCAGCUUGGCGCAAAGUCCAUUGAAUCGCUGUACGGUAAUAGAAUAUUAUUCGAAACCACCUUCACUCCUACAAGUGGGUGGUUCGUAGCUGGAUUAAAGGGAAUACAAAAAGUGGCAUUGGAGAGAAAUCAUUAUGCUAACGAUCCAGUUAAAAAGACCAUUAUUAAGGAUCGGCUGUGGAGUAAUCUAGAGCGUAUCUAUACUUUAGCAGAAAGUACGGAUGAAUUUCGUUCCGUAGUGGUGCACCGGGACCUGUGGGUUAACAACAUGAUGUUUAAAUACAACCAAACCGGACACCUGUCCAGCGAACCAACCGAUUGUGUGCUGGUCGAUUUUCAGUUGGCGCGAUAUUUGCCCCCCUCCGUUGAUUAUUUGAGCGCAUUAUACCUGCUAACAGACAGUGCACAUCGGAAGCAGUAUGAGCAGAAAUACGAUGACUAUUAUUACAAUUCGCUACAAAGAAAGCUAACUUUGCUCGGUCUGGAGGGCUCAACGAUUCUGCCAAGAGAACAGUUCAGAAAAACCUUAAAUCAUUACCGCCUGCUUGCACUGGUUUGGACCGGUGUUCUUCACGGGUUUGUUAACUUUCCCAAGGGUGUACUAGCCCGACUUCACCAAGAAGAUCCUGAAACGUACACCCGUAUGUCGAUGGAGGAUCGAGAUGAUUUCAUCAUAAAAUAUUACGACAGUGAUCGUUUUUAUCGCGAUCGGUUAAACGAUCUCGUUACGGAACUGUUGGAGUACUUAUUUGAUUUCAAAUAA